Molecule: messenger RNA, 3397 nt
Organism: Falco peregrinus (peregrine falcon)
Lineage: Eukaryota; Metazoa; Chordata; Aves; Falconiformes; Falconidae
Product: forkhead box protein L2-like
Exons: 3
Coding region: 2171-3397 (408 amino acids)
Biological process (GO): anatomical structure morphogenesis; regulation of transcription by RNA polymerase II; cell differentiation
Molecular function (GO): RNA polymerase II cis-regulatory region sequence-specific DNA binding; DNA-binding transcription factor activity, RNA polymerase II-specific
Source: RefSeq, a predicted model, not a curated record
GGGUGGGGACGGGGGGCACGGGGUGAGAGGGAAGAGAUGUACGAUUGGAACCGCACUGUUCUAGAUAGGAGCUCCAGCAGCUCUGCACCUCAUGUAAAGAGACACGUUUUAAAUCUUUUAAACCUAAUCCGAAGGUAAUGUAGAAAUUGUGCGUAGUGAAUCGUUUUAGUUGAGCAGAAGCCAUGGGGAGGGUGGGGAGGGCUCGAACCACAAAUCUGUUGUAUUUUUGAAGUGCAAUAACUUGGUGUUUUUGAAGACUUAAAAGGGCUGCGCAUUCCCUUUUCUUUGGAAGGCUUUGUUUCUGGAGGUGGUGGCAGUGACCUGCAGGACAGCUGGACACCUGGCACGUGAGGAGGAGCGGGGUGGGGGGUGAGGGGUGCUUGGGCCUUCGAGAAAAUGCCAGGUGGGGGAAUCUCAGUUUCUAGCCAACUACCUCGGUAAACUCCAAUUCAGGUUUCUUUCAGUCACGAACCAGUGUGCGGCCCGGCACCGGCGCUGCUGGCGGCACUGUUGGCAGGGUGUUGAGGACAGAGCCGAGGGACGAUGCGUGGAGCCCUGCGACCACGCGUUAACAGCCUCUGGACUUUCCACUUCUCUGUUCAAGACUUUGGUCCCAGACCCAAAGCUACUGCUAUGCUCUUGAUGGCAAAAUGUUGUUGUUCUUGAGUUUGCAAACGGUAACCUUUUUGACUUUGUCUUAGAGAAUUUUUGUAGUUAACUUUGCGUAAGCAGCUCUGCUGUUCCGCUAACGCCUCUGAACUCUGUUUUGCUUUGGACCUUGCUGACUUUUCUGAUCCGUGGAUGAGAGUAAACGUUGGAAGGAAGCUGGCCUCUGCCUCUGCCUCUCGCCGUGCCGCUGGGAGGGUGGUGAGCCGGAGCAAUGCCCCCAUGCCCAGCGUGAGGGGCAUCGCUGCAGCUGAGGCUGCCUGAGCAGCGUCUGGCCAUGCUGCAGUGAGACCCUCGAGCUCAGUGAGGGGCGCUUGGUGUCACCAGGGGCGGCCCUGCUGGCACCUCGGCCUCCCUUCGGCCCUCUCCUCCCAGCCGCUGGCACGUCCCCGUGACGGCAGCGAUGUGGCAGAAACAAAGCGAUGGCGCUUCCAAAGCGCUCAUCCUGCGAUUGAGAAAAAGCAAAAGCAGGGAUGAUCUCACGUCAGCAGAAAAGCCACCAAGGUCCACCCAGAACUGUUAAAAAUCCUUGUCAGUGACUUGCCCAAAAGCAAAGAAUCACCCUCUGGAUGCUGUUGAGCAGGAAGCUGUGACCUGGCAUAUGUUGGAGGAUUCCCCUCCGAGUUCCCAGUCUCUCCCGCGCGGGGCUGGGAUCCUGCAUCCCCUGCCCACCGUGGGAGGGCACCGGGCAGAGGGAGCAUCCCGCACUCCCAGCCCUUCCUGCCCAUUGAUAUUUUAUCUCGGCAAAUGAAAAAUGGAAGGCAGGAGGUGGUGGAGGGGGGGGGGUAAAAAAGCCCCACGCUUUCUCCCCAGGCAUCUUGCGAGGGUGUCCGGCCGGCGGCCGGGGGAGUGGGCAGCAGGCAGGAGACGGCCGCUGCUCCCUUGCUCUUCUGCUGUUUCCAGUCUUGCUCCCACAGAGAAACCCUUAUUUGUCCGACAUAGGCUUUUCUUUUCCUUCUCUUUUUUUUUUUUGUUUUUUUUUUUUUUUAUUAUUUUUUUUCUGUUUGCGUGUAAGCAAUAUGUUUUCAGGUUUAAAUGGGGACGGGGGUGGGAAGGGGGAUUAAAACAAAAACCUGGGUAGAGCUCAAAAAUUAAGUUUUACUGUAUAAAGUUCUGUGGCUCACAUCCCUGGCUGCACAGUAGCUUUAGAGUCCAGUUUUUUCUAAUAUUUGUAUUCUAAUUUAAUUGCUUUAAAUUUUCCAGGCCAAGCCACUGUUUGGAAACAUCAUGCUUCUGUUACUGCUUUCUGUUUGAGUUGGCCAGCUCUUCCUGUACAUAUGUUUUUUCUUAUAUCCUGUUUUUUUCUUUUUUUGUAAAGAGAAGAGAAAAAACAAAAAGAAAAUUAUUUUUCUUUCCCUCAGUACACAUUCUUCAAAGUUCAAAUUAUAGUGUUUGUUAAAUAAAAAGAAAGAUUUACAUUUAAUGCAGUGUCGGCUUGUUGGGAUUUGUCCCCGGGGUCCCCAGGAGCUCCCCGGUGCGUGAGCCCGGAAGGGGGGGUCUGUGCAUGGGGCAGGGGGGGCCCAGGGCAGACCCCCGCUCCCCCACAGCCCCCUGCGUACUGGGGGGCAGCGGGGGCCGAGGUGGGUGCAGCGAGGGCCCGUCCCCACGGCACCUCGGUGCCACUUCGAAUUCCUCCACCUCCAGCGGAUUAAUCAUUUUAUUUAUGAGGCUUAAAGGUCCAAAUCCCGCUAAACCCGGGGCUUUGCCAGAUAAACAGCCUGCUUUGCGAAGCAGCCCGUUUGUGAAAACACAAUUAGCAAACGCUAUAAUCUGCACUAAUUACCGGGCCGGGCCAGGAGGUCUCCCUGCAGCUGGCGGCGGCGCGGGGACCAUGGGGGACACGGUGCCCAGGGGACGGCGCCCGCCCGGGGCCUCCUUCACCAUCGAGUCCCUGCUGGCGGAGCGGGGUGACGGGGCGCCCCACAGCCCCGAGCCCCCUGGCCGGAGCCCCCCGGCCGCCCCCCGGCCCCCGCCGGAGCCCGGGGACAAGCCAUCGCAGUCCUACAUCGCCCUCAUCUCCACCGCCAUCCUCUCCUCCCCGGAGAAGAAGCUGCUGCUCUCUGACAUCUACCAGUGGAUCAUGGACAACUACCCCUACUUCAAGAACAAGGAGAAGAGCUGGCGCAACAGCGUCCGCCACAACCUCUCCCUUAACGAGUGCUUCGUCAAGGCCGGCCGCAGCGACAACGGUAAAGGCCACUUCUGGGCCAUCCACCCCGCCAACCUGGAGGACUUCGCCAAAGGGGACUACCAUCGCCGGCGGGCCCGGCGGCGCGCCCGCAGGGUGAACGUCGGCUACUACCACCCCUACGCCCUGUACGGCCUCGGCUGCUGCUGCCCCCUGCUGCCCCCCCGCCGCCCCCCGCCCCCCCCCCUCACCCUGCCCGCACUGCCCCCCCUCGCCCUGCCCACAGCCCCCCACCGCUGCCUGCCCCCGCGCUGGGGCUGGGGCCGGAUCCCCGCACCCCGGGGCCCCCGGCCCCCUCCUUCCCCGGCCCCCCUUCCUGUAGUCCCUGGCCCAGGGCUGGGGGCUGCCCAUCUGGGCCCCCCCAAAAGGUGGGGGCAGCUCCCGCUCAGGGACUCUGCAGGUGUCACCUGCUCUGUAGCCCAGCCUCCCCCCCCCCCAGGUCACAGGGUCACGUGUCCCCCCAUCACCAGUGAACCCCGAUGCGCUGGGCUGAGACCCCCCAUCCCCAUGCCCCCAGUGGGGACACCCCCCCCACCUCCCUGA